AUGAUUGGUGUUUGCAUGAACUUGCAGAAAACGAUGUUGAUGAGGAAUCUAUUCUUUUCUUAUGCUUCUUUUGCAUUCAACGGACGAAUUAUUUUUGGGUGCUCCAGUUAUAUUUACUUGAGUGGUGAAUUACUUUUCUCUCGAGUUUAUUCCAUAUGCAUUCAAAAGUACGGUACGAAAGCGUGCAGUUUGUAUCCAGAAGAUAGAGACGAUCACCAGUACAGAAUAGAAAUCGGCGACGCCAAAUCCAAUCGCUCAAUGGACCAAGUUUACGCAGAGCCAUUAGUACUGUUGGAAUGGAGUUCCGUACUGGGGUUGCCAGUGCUUCGAUGGUCCUACACAGUGAUGAUGAUGGCGAUCUACGACAACACUGCCGGCCAAGUGGUGAGCAAAAUAAGUUGUCGUGUAGGUAGAAAAAGCACUGAAUCAUCUAAUGCGUAA
Angiostrongylus costaricensis is the source of this 441-nucleotide messenger RNA. NCBI's taxonomy places the organism in Eukaryota, Metazoa, Nematoda, Chromadorea, Rhabditida, Metastrongylidae. The record is from the annotation of a GenBank genome assembly.